ACAAAUGUCAUCGAGAGCGCCAAACACGCAUAAAGUAAGCACAACGUUAAUGAUUGCGAGCUAUCCACCCAGGUAAGCGCUAAAACUUGCCCACGCCUGUAAACGUACUUAAAACGAGAAGGCUGUAGCGUGAAACCGCCGACUCAAGACUGCAGGUUGAUAACUCAGAGCUGCUGCUUUGGCGGAGCUACGGUACAAGGGGACAGUAUGGCUUCGCAACUCUGCUAUUCUGUUGUCUUGUUGGCGUUGGUUGUUGCGCUGACCGUGGUGUGGCCUGCGAGCGCUGUCAAGCCGAAAGGUUGGAGAGGAACUAAAGCUGGCUGCAGUGCGUCUGAGUACGCAUGUACUGACGGGGCGUGUGUCCCAGUGGGGGCCAGGUGUGACGGAAGCGUGGAGUGCGCCGAUGGUUCCGACGAGGAGGACUGCACUUACGACUGCGAAAAGGAGUUCCAAUGUGGAAACGGCCUGUGCAAGCCGACCUCCUGGGUCUGUGAUAGAGAGGACGACUGUGGAGACAACACGGACGAAACUAACUGCACCUGUUCCAGUGAGUUUCAGCGCGCAUGCGGAGAUGGAUCCUGCUAUCACGUGAUUCACCACUGCGAUGGCCGUCGCGACUGUAAGGAUGGGUCAGAUGAGGACAACUGCUUACCAGCCUCCGGCUGUGGCCUGAGAAACAUGACUCUCACAAGCGGCCAGUCCAGAAUAGUGGGAGGAGACACGGCGAACCGCGGAGCAUGGCCAUGGCAGGUGCAGCUCAAGAGAACAUACUUCAACACGCCGUUCUGUGGGGGCACACUGGUGGCUCCGGAGUGGGUGGUGACGGCUGCGCACUGCUUGGAUGAGGAUCAACCAAACGAGUGGCCAACCCUCCAAAUCCUCAUUGGUAAGCACCACCUGCAGCAUCCCGAAGUCGCAGACCCGGAUGCUAUAGUGUCGUCUGUGCAGAAAGUGUACCUCCACGAAGGGUACGAUGACUAUACGUCUGACAACGACAUAGCUCUUGUGAGGCUCAAGACCAGUACCGACCAGACAAACAGCUUCAUCAACUACGCUUGUCUCGAAACCAACGAGACAGCAAGAUUCGACGAGAACUCCUACUGCUUCACAACAGGCUGGGGGGACACCUCAUCCGGAGGAACACCGCCGGAUUUGUUGCAGGAGCUGAAGGUGGCUCUGAUCCCGACGGCCGUCUGUAACCGGACCAUCUCCAACCAGGGCGGCAUGACGGACAACAUGUUCUGUGCCGGCUACUGGGAGGGCGGGGGCGACUCCUGUCAGGGGGACUCCGGGGGUCCGGUAGUCUGUGCAGGAGCUGACGGCCGCUGGUAUCUGACGGGCGUCACCAGCUGGGGGUACGGAUGUGCUAACAGGUACCAGCCUGGGGUAAAGACCAAGGUCUCCAAUUACAUCGACUGGCUGGACAAUAAGAUUUUAACCGGUGGUCAAGUCGCUUGUUCGGAGAACACCACAGUCACCUGCGGAGACGGCAGCUGCUUCCCUGCAGACUACAGGUGUGACGGGUACGAGGACUGCAGCGACGGGGCGGACGAGAUCGGUUGCCCCACACUUGGACCACCCUGUGCCCUGUACUGUAACAACAACACCAAGUGCAUCCCUGACCAGUGGCUUUGUGACUAUUACGCCGACUGUGACGACCUUUCAGAUGAACAGAAUUGUGACUGCAACGACGCGUUCACGUGUGACAACGGUAUCUGUGUCCUACCAGAGUACCGAUGUGACGGAAUCAACCAUUGUGGAGACGGGAGUGACGAAAGUUACUGCUCCACAGCAGCCCCAAUAGCCACCUCAUCAGCUACCACCACAGAGACCACACCUAUGGAUUUGACGACUGAAGCAACAACUGCCAUACCAUUGACGCCAACUAUGCCCAUGACCACCGGGAAAGAUGCUGUCUCUACAAGUAAACUGCCUGCAUCGACUAGAGCUCCCAUGGCGGUGGUUGAGAUGGAGGUGACCCUCUCCAGUCCAACGUUCACGGCGGAUCUGCAGGACAACAGCACUGAAGCGUUCCAGACACUGUCAGCACAAGUCAUCGCAGCCAUGAACUCUGUGUACCAAGACUAUCCUGGCUUCGAAGGCGUUACUGUCCAAGGAUUUAGGUCAGGAAGUGUGGUUGCUGAUGUCAACGUGCUCAUCGAUAGCCAAGAGGAGGCAGAAAUGCCCCUAGCGGUGGCCAGCGUACUGCAGGCAGCUGUAACUAAUGGUAACGGCGUGGUCGGGGAUGUGGAAGUCGGUGGAGUUGCUGUCAGGGAAAAUGGUAAAUUUCUCAAUUUUAAUACAAGGUCAAAGUCAACUGUUGGUGAGGCACUUUGA
Messenger RNA from Branchiostoma floridae (Florida lancelet), 2337 nucleotides. Its product is annotated as serine protease nudel-like. Gene Ontology annotation, biological process: proteolysis. Bases 208 to 2337 code for a protein of 709 amino acids. The transcript is spliced from 16 exons. NCBI's taxonomy places the organism in Eukaryota, Metazoa, Chordata, Leptocardii, Amphioxiformes, Branchiostomatidae. The record is from RefSeq and is a predicted model, not a curated record. Gene Ontology annotation, molecular function: protein binding; serine-type endopeptidase activity.